AUGAAGUUUUCCAUAGGUUUGGCAGUAGCGCUCGCUGCAAGUGUAGAAGCGUCUAGUCGCAUAAAGAGGCAGUUCGGAUAUCCUGAUGCCAACCCCGUCGUCUACGCCGAGGCCUACAUCGUCAUCAACCCCAAUACCGUCUUCGUCUUCGACGCCCAAGCCGUCUUCAUCUUCAACACCGAAGCCAUCCUCUUCGCCCACUCCCAUACAGCCUUCUUCCACGAUUGUGUCCUCGACACUCGUCUCGAGCCCAUCUCCACCACGCCAGCCUACUACUUCGAGUCCAGCGGUACGAAGAACACGUUCCAAGCCUGUAGCGCGCUCUGCAAGGCCGAUAGCAAGUGCCUGAGCUUUGGCUACGGUGAAGCCAACUGCAUGCUUUUCGACGUUACUGCGUAA
Molecule: messenger RNA, 399 nt
Organism: Alternaria arbusti
Lineage: Eukaryota; Fungi; Ascomycota; Dothideomycetes; Pleosporales; Pleosporaceae
Exons: 3
Coding region: 1-399 (132 amino acids)
Source: RefSeq, a predicted model, not a curated record